AUGGCUGAGCUGCCCAUCAUGGAGCUGCCCCCAGCCCGCUGCAGUGGCCGCUUCACCAUCAGCACCCUCCUGGGCACAGAGGAGGGUGGUCGCGGUCCCUAUGUGCCCGCGGAGGGCUCUGGGUGUGACAGUGCCCAGCCCACCCAGCUCUCAGGCAGCACCAUCUGCACCAGGACCUUCGGCUACAACACAGUGGAUGUCGUGCCUGCCUAUGAGCACUACGCCAACAGCAAGGGGGUGGGAGACUCUAGGAAGGGCAGGCCCUCGCUGGCAGACCUGCACUCCAUCCUCAAGCCAGACCCAGGCCACCUCUGUGCACCCGUGUCCGACCUGCAGCGGAGCAAUGGGCUGACAGAGGCCAGCCCAGAGGAGGCACCGGGGGAGUCAGGCACAGACCCUGCACCAGAGCCCGUUCGCUUCGGCUGGGUGAAGGGUGUGAUGAUCCGCUGCAUGCUGAACAUCUGGGGAGUCAUCCUCUACCUGCGCCUGCCCUGGAUCACUGCCCAGGCAGGAAUCGCCCUGACGUGGGUCAUCAUCCUGAUGUCUGUGACGGUGACCACCAUAUCCGCCAUAUCCACCAACGGCAAAGUGAAGUCAGGAGGCACCUACUUCCUCAUCUCGCGGAGCCUCGGGCCGGAGCUGGGCGGCUCCAUCGGGCUGAUUUUCGCCUUCGCAAAUGCGGUGGCCGUGGCCAUGCACACCGUGGGCUUUGCCGAAACCGUCCGGGACCUGCUGCAGGAGCACAACUCCCUCAUCGUGGACCCCACCAAUGACAUCCGCAUCAUUGGAGUGGUCACUGUGACGGUGCUGUUGGGCAUCUCCCUGGCUGGCAUGGAGUGGGAGGCCAAGGCACAGAUACUGUUCUUCCUGGUCAUCUUGGUUUCCUUCAUAAAUUACCUGGUGGGGACAGUGAUCCCUGCCACUGCCGAGAAGCAAGCGAAGGGCUUCUUCAGCUACCGAGCUGACAUCUUUGCUCAGAACUUUGUGCCUAACUGGCGGGGACCCGAGGGCUCCUUCUUCAGCUUGUUUUCCAUUUUCUUCCCAUCGGCUACCGGCAUCCUGGCUGGGGCCAACAUUUCGGGUGACCUGAAGGAUCCUGCUGUGGCCAUCCCCAAGGGCACUUUGAUGGCCAUCUUCUGGACCACUGUGUCUUACUUGGUGCUUUCUGCUACGAUUGGCGCCUGCGUGGUCCGGGACGCCUCAGGAAGCCUCAACGACAGCGUGGCGCUGGGCUCGCCGGGCUGCGAGGGGUUGGCCUGCGCCUUUGGGUGGAACUUCACCGCCUGCACCCAGCAGCAGAGCUGCCGAUACGGGCUCAGCAACUACUACCAGAGCAUGAGCAUGGUGUCUGGGUUUGGCCCCCUCAUCACAGCAGGGAUCUUCGGCGCUACCCUCUCCUCGGCACUGGCCUGCCUCGUCUCAGCCCCCAAAGUCUUCCAGUGUCUCUGCAAGGACCAGCUCUACCCUCUCAUAGGCUUCUUUGGGAAGGGCUACGGCAGGAACAGUGAGCCCAUCCGCGGCUACAUGCUCACCUACGUCAUUGCGGUGGGCUUCAUCCUCAUCGCCGAGCUCAAUGCCAUUGCCCCCAUCAUCUCCAACUUCUUCCUCUGUUCCUACGCCCUCAUCAACUUCAGCUGCUUCCAUGCCUCCAUCACCAACUCCCCAGGCUGGCGACCCUCCUUUCGGUAUGCCCUCAUUGCCUUCGUCAUCGUCAUCUUCCUCCUGGGAUACGUCCUCUACAAAAAGCCAGAUGUCAACUGGGGCUCCUCCAUGCAAGCCAGCUCAUACAACAUGGCCCUCAACUACUCGGUGGGGCUGAGUGAAGUGGAUGAGCACAUCAAGAACUACAGACCGCAGUGCCUGGUGCUCACUGGCCCUCCCAAUUUCCGCCCAGCCCUAGUGGACUUUGUGGGGACCUUCACCAAGAACCUCAGCCUGAUGCUCUGCGGCAACGUGCUCAUUGGACCACGGAAGCAGAAGAUGCCAGAGUCCCGGCUGAUGGCAGACGGCCACACCAAGUGGCUUAUGAAGAGGAAGAUCAAGGCUUUCUAUACGGAUGUGGUGGCUGAGAAUCUGAGAAGUGGCGUCCAAAUGCUCAUCCAGGCUGCUGGCCUUGGGAAGAUGAGACCCAACAUCCUGGUGCUGGGCUACAAGAGGAACUGGCGGACUGCAUCCCCGCAGAGCCUGGAGGACUACGUGGGCAUCCUGCACGAUGCCUUUGAUUUCAAGUAUGGUGUGUGCUUGAUGAGGAUGAAGGAAGGGCUGAAUGUUUCCCAAGUGCUGCAGGCACAUGUGGAUCCUACCACCUUGGCCAGUGAGCAGCAGGCGAGCACCAUCUUCCAGAGUGAGCAGGGCAAGAAGACCAUUGACAUUUACUGGCUCUUCGAUGAUGGAGGUCUCACACUGCUCAUCCCCUACCUCUUGGGGCGCAAGAAGCGGUGGGGAAAGUGCAAAAUCCGUGUAUUUGUCGGCGGGCAGAUCAACAGGAUGGACGAGGAGAGGAAGGUGAUUGUCUCUCUGCUGAGCAAGUUCCGCCUCGGCUUCCAUGAGGUCCACAUCCUCCCUGACAUCAACCAGAAACCCCGGCCAGAGCACAUCAAGAGGUUUGAUGACCUCAUCGCUCCCUUCAGGCUAAACGAUGGCUUCAAAGAUGAGGCCAUGGUGAAUGAGAUGAGGCAGGGCUGUCCCUGGAAGAUUUCUGACGAGGAGGUUGAUAAGAACAGAGUCAAGUCACUUCGACAAGUGAGGCUGAAUGAGAUUUUGCUGGAUUACUCGCGGGAUGCGGCGCUCAUAGCCAUCACACCACCCAUUGGCAGGAAGGGCUGCCCCAGCUCCCUCUACAUGGCCUGGCUCGAGACCCUCUCACAGGACCUGAGACCGCCCAUUAUCCUCAUCCGAGGCAACCAAGAGAAUGUGCUGACCUUUUACUGCCAAUAA
This is a messenger RNA of Nestor notabilis (Kea), 2937 nucleotides long. RefSeq names its product solute carrier family 12 (sodium/chloride transporter), member 3 (gene SLC12A3). Gene Ontology annotation, cellular component: membrane. Gene Ontology annotation, molecular function: sodium:potassium:chloride symporter activity. Gene Ontology annotation, biological process: potassium ion homeostasis; chloride transmembrane transport; cell volume homeostasis. The record is from RefSeq and is a predicted model, not a curated record. NCBI's taxonomy places the organism in Eukaryota, Metazoa, Chordata, Aves, Psittaciformes, Psittacidae.